Molecule: messenger RNA, 1418 nt
Organism: Musa acuminata AAA Group (dessert banana)
Lineage: Eukaryota; Viridiplantae; Streptophyta; Magnoliopsida; Zingiberales; Musaceae
Product: protein ECERIFERUM 26-like
Exons: 2
Coding region: 1-1350 (449 amino acids)
Molecular function (GO): acyltransferase activity, transferring groups other than amino-acyl groups
Source: RefSeq, a predicted model, not a curated record
AUGGGUGUUGAACAGGAAAAGACUGUCAUCUACGAUCACAGGAUAUCGACUGUGGUGCCUGCGACGGUGACCGGCAAUGCUGUCCUGCAUGAACUCACCAAUAUGGACCUCAUCAUGAAGCUGCACUACCUGAGGGCUGUGUACUACUUCAAUCAAAGUGAGAUCACUGAUGGUAUCACCAUUGCCGACCUAAAAAAUCCCAUGUUCUUGUGGCUCAACAUCUGCUAUCCCAUGGCUGGACGAAUUCGGAGGGCGGAGAGUGGACGUCCACUGAUCAAGUGCAAUGACUGUGGGCUGAGGAUCAUCGAAGCUAGGUGUACAAGGACGCUGGGUGAGUGGCUGGACGUGGAGUCGUCGUCGUCGUCGCGUUGGAGGCUCCUGGUACCAGAUAAGGUGCUUGGUCCAGACUUGCAGUUCUCCCCCAUGGUUUACAUGCAGUUUACUAGAUUUAAAUGUGGAGGGAUGGCCAUUGGAUACAGCUGGGCUCAUGUCCUAGGAGAUCCAAUGUCAGCCACAAACUGUAUCAAUCUGUGGGGAGAGUUAUUCAGUGGCAAUCCACCCCCUAAAACUCUUCAGCUAAACAACCACCAAAAGAAAGCAGAAAGUGCAGCAACACAUGUGAAAGUGUCUCCAAAACCAAUUCCAGUCAACCAGGUUGAACUAAUUGGGGAUGGCUGGCUGGCUCCCAACACCCGUAAAAUGGCAACAAAUUCCUUUAGGAUCACAGAAACCAAGCUUAAGAAAAUGCAACCAGAGCAACUCAAACAAGUCCCAACUUUUGUAAUAAUCUCAGCUAUGAUCUGGAAAUGCUUGGCAAAAAUUCGAAAGAGCAGAGAAUCCAAAAUGGCAACUAUCUGCAGAUACCUCACCUUAGCAAAAUGCAGCAAAAUACUGAACAAUAUGCUCAAAACAAGCACAGUCAGGUUAGAUUCCUCAGCUGCCAAUUUUGGGCUGUUAGAACUAGCAACCUUCAUCUGUAAACAGGAAGCGGAUGAGUCGAAGUCAGUUGAAGAGUUGGUUGACAUAGAAAAUGGGAAGCCAGAUUUUGUGCUUUAUGGGGCAAAUCUCACUUUCGUAGACAUGGAAGGAAUCAACUUAUAUGGGUUAGAGCUCAAGGGUCAGAAGCCUGUACAAGUGGACUACAGCAUUGAUGGAGUUGGUGAUGAAGGAGCAGUUUUGGUGCUACAGGGUCCUCAGAGAACUAAUGAAACCAGCAGCAACCAAGAGAGACUUGUAAUGGUUAUCUUACCAGAAGAUGAGAUCCGACAGCUCUGCGAAUUGCUUAGCAGUGAAUUUGGCAUCGCUCAAGAUCUGAAGAUAAACCAUAAACUCUCUGUAACAAACAUGUAAACCUGGAAGUGAAUGUUUCGAGGAUGUCAAGUUGUCUUAAUUGCCUAAGUAUAUCAGAUUAAUCGUAA